This is a messenger RNA of Rotaria sordida, 1290 nucleotides long. NCBI's taxonomy places the organism in Eukaryota, Metazoa, Rotifera, Eurotatoria, Philodinida, Philodinidae. The record is from the annotation of a GenBank genome assembly.
AUGUUAUCACAAAAAGAAUACGAAGAUGCAUUAUGGAAAUCCAAGAACAUUCCAAAAUCAAUAACUGGACAAGCCCAAAAAAAUCUUCAACAAGUAUAUCGGAAAAAGCUUAUGGAACAUUAUUAUGCUUCACAUUAUCCACCAUUUGAACCAUCACCUUAUGAAUUAAUUUUUAUUAACUAUAGAACAACAGAAGAAACAUUAAUUCAAUUAAUUAAAAUUAUUAAAUCAUCUACAGUAUUUAUCAUCGAUACAGAAUCUGUAGGUGUAUACAAAAAACCAAAUAAACCAGCACUUAUUCAAGUACAAAUCGUUACACGUGAAUUAAAUUCAUAUAUAUUACUUAUUGAAGUUCAUCAUUUACCAAGAUCACAUGUUCCAACUUUUUUAUUGAUUCAACAAUUAUUUGAAUUAUUAUUUCAAACAAAAAAUACAAUUUACGUAUGGGGUGAAAUCGAUGAACUAACAAAAUUUACUGAAUUUAAUUUAUUCUCAUAUGAUCAAAUUUAUUUAUCAAAUAAUAUUAAUUUACAAGGUAAAUUCAAAUUAUAUUGGUAUAAACAUCAUCCACAUAUUCAAACAUCAACAACAAAUAAUCAAAGAUGUAUAUGUGAAGGAUGCAUUGGUAUACAAGAGAACAACCCGUGGUCCAUACAAGCUGCAACAGCAUAUGAAUUACACAAAUGGUUAGAUAAACGUCAUACACGUUCACCAUUUGAUAUCGGGUUGGAUCCAAAAUUAAUUAAAUUAAAUUCUAGUGAAUUACAAUAUCGUCAAUUAAUAACUUCAUAUGCUGCAAAUGAUUAUGAAUAUAUGUCAGAUAAUAAUAACGAACAACAACUCCAACAAACAUCACCUGUUGAACAUAAUCCAAUACAUAUUAAAUCUCAACAACAUACUCAACAAUUAACAAAAGAAGAAAGACAUAAAAUACAUAAUCGUACAUGUACUCUUAAACAACGUAAACGAUAUUAUCAACGUGAAAUCCAACGUCGAAAUAUUGAUAAACGAUUUAAAAUUCGAAACAUAAAGAAAAUUCUUCGACAACAUCGAAUAUUAUUUACAGCUGUUAACUUCUCAACAUCCCCUACUACUCAUGAACGUACAUUACAUGUUGGGAUAAAGGAUAUAUCAAAAUUAAAAACAUAUGAAGUUCAAAUAAAAAAUUUAUUUACCACCGAACAUUAUACACAGGUUACAUAUAAAGAACAACAAGUUCAUCGUCGUGAAGAUAAUUAUUGUCGUUGUCGUGAACAUUGUCAUUGUCAUCGUCGUGCAACAAAUAGAUAA